AUGUCCUUUCACGAGCGGAAGAAUAAGAAGCGGAAAACGGCUCAUAGCAGCCACCAGGACCGGUCUUCGUUCAAGCCUUCAGCAUGCUUCACUCCGUUAGCAGGCGGCCGCGACUGGACGCUGUCCGUUGCCGUCCCAAGCAGUAUUCUCGCAAACCUAGCCACAGCCGAUCAGCGAAUGACAGCACCGGGCCGGAUCGCCCGAGCCCUUGCCGUGUUCUCAGUAGACGAAGUGGUCGUGUUCGACGACUCGCCGGCCGCGUCUCGGCCCAAGCACACUGACACGGCCGGAUACACUGGCGAUACCGAUCCCUGUCAUUUCCUCACGCACAUUCUGUCAUUUCUCGAAGCACCGCCGUUUAUGCGCAAGACUCUGUUCCCGCUCCACCCCAAUCUACGCAUGACGGCCCUGCUACCCAGCCUGGAUAUGCCGCACCACCCCAAUCCCAAGGAGUGGAUAUCCUAUCGCGAAGGCGUCACCGUCCCCGGGAAAACCAGCACGGGGAAAGGAACGCUAGUCGAGGUCGGGCUGGAUGAGCCUGUUGAGAUUGAGGAGGACAUUCCGCCCAAGACGAGGGUCACGCUGCUUUUCCCACAAGACCAGUCCAAGUAUCCAGAGUGCGUUGACCCACAAGCUCCCAGGACAGAAGGCGGCUAUUACUGGGGUUAUGCAGUCCGCAAGUGUGGCUCGCUAUCAUCCGUCUUUACGGAAAGCCCCUACGAGGGUGGAUAUGACAUCAGCAUCGGCACUUCCGAGCGUGGAACGACCAUUUCCAAGGCAUUCCCGUCACCCAAACCUCUCAAAUUCAAGCACAUGCUCAUUGUGUUCGGGGGGCCGCGCGGCUUGGAGUUCGCGUCCAUGAAUGAUGAUGAGUUGGCCAAGAUGGACAUUCAGGGCCCCAGGACAAAGGAGCUAUUUGACUACUGGGUGAAUGUAUUGCCGAACCAGGGUAGCAGAACUAUCAGGACGGAAGAGGCAGUGUUUAUUGCGUUGACGGCAUUGAAGGGACUUUGGGACAGCAGUUGGAGUUAA
This is a messenger RNA of Ustilaginoidea virens, 1032 nucleotides long. RefSeq lists its product as uncharacterized. The transcript has 3 exons. Lineage: Eukaryota; Fungi; Ascomycota; Sordariomycetes; Hypocreales; Clavicipitaceae. The record is from RefSeq and is a predicted model, not a curated record. Bases 1 to 1032 code for a protein of 343 amino acids.